AGGGGGGCGAAUGAUUGACGGAGCCGUGCGCGGUGAUUCCGACCUCCCUGUGUGACCGCCCCGUCGAUAACCGGACGGAACCCCGACAGCACAAACCCCGAAAACAGACGGGCAAGUAAGGAUAGGCCACAUUCAUCUCCACAAACCCCGCCCAGCCUCGCAGUUGAGUGGCUGCAAAGUGUACGCGGGUUCCGCGGCGCCGCAGCUGAUUGGACAGUCCCGCUGUCCAUCUCGCUACUUCCUAACUGUAUCAAGUUAAUGUGGAUCGGAGCUGAGUCGCGGGUGUUUUGCUCCGCCGAGCUUCCCGCACACGUUUGUUUAUCUUCGUUCGGGCGCCUCGCUGCAAGGGAAGCCAAAGAGGACGGGGAUCGCGUCCCCGGCUGCGGAACUCCGUCGGAUCAAUGGUUGCAUAGAGCGUAUCGCCUGGUAAUCGUUCCACCAUGGGCAAUGGGAUGUGCUCCAGGAGACAGAAGGGGCUCCUUCAAACGGGAUUCUGUGUUCUAGUUGUACUUUGUUUUGGGUUCGGGCUGUACACCUACACCCACCUAAAGGAAAAUGUGCGGAGCGCCGAGAUAUUGGCUGAGAAGUACAAGCAACAGCAGGAAUCUGUCUCGGCUCAGUUACAAGUUGUGUAUGAACAUCGGUCCAGGCUGGAGCGCUCUCUACAGAAGGAACGGAACGAGCACAAGAAGACAAAGGAAGAUUUUCUAGUGUAUAAAUUAGAAGCUCAAGAGUCAUUGAACAAAGAGAAGCAAGAUGCCAUGAAUCGAUACGGCGCUCUCAGUUCCCAGCACAAGAUCCUGAAGAACCAGCACGACGAGGUGAGGAAGCAGCUCACAGAGCUGCAGCUCCAGCACAGCGGCCUGCAGCUGGAACACAGGAAGGCAGCCGAGGCCCACAGCCAGCAGUACCUGCAGUUUCGUCAGCAGAAGGAGCUGGAGAUCAGCAGCCUACAAGAAAACAUCCUAAAGCUGAAGCAGGAGAGCAGGCAGCUGCGCAAGGCCCACCAGGAGAUGCACGACCAGCUGGCGAAAGCUCAGGGCCAGGUGCAAGAGUUCAGGCAGCUGAAGGAAGCUCUCAACGGAAUGCCAAGUUUCAAAAACCCCGGACAAAAGCAAGAACAAAAUCAGGCAGGGCAUAGGCAGUCCUGGGGUCCUGCAAGCAGCCAGUCAAAGUUCACUGAGCAGAAGCCACCGCCAUUGGCAAGGGGAGAACGUGCGGCGACUCCCAGGAGACUUGCGGAACAAGACACAGGGAGGGGCCCGGCCCGACCGAAUGAGGGGCUGCAGGAAAGUCCCGCGCCGAAGGCCACCCCCGCCUGGGGGCUGAAAGACCAGCUGAGCCUCCCGGAGGCGGGAGCUAAUCACGUGCCUCGGGUCACCAGGACAGCGAAUAACCUGCACCCAGAGAACCAGGGUGUGAAGGCAUUGGUCAAUGGCCAGAUCCGGACACUUGGUGGCGCCACUGAGCAAGACCGCCAGCUGGAGAGAGACGUGGCUGCCCAGCAACAAGAGCACCUCAUGUCCAACAAGUUGCAGUCGGAGGGCCGUCCGGUCAAUCGUCAAUGGCCACCGAAAAGAUGGGAUGAGAUCAUUAACGAUGUGAACAGAGUCAUCCACUUCGAAUCAGACAACCAGCUCGGGCAGCGUCCCGCUCCCCACCCGGAGAACAGCCAGGAGCCUCGGGCCACCCCUGCCAAGUCCACCAGCAGCCAUUGGGGUGCCGGCCACGGGAAUGCCAACUGGAGCGUGGAUCGCGCCAGGGACGGGAAGGAGGAGCAUGAGACGAUGAACAAUGGAUUAAAGGAAGUGGAGAAAAUGGACGCAGGGAAGCUGUUUGCACACGCCAUGUCAUCUCGGAGACAGUUGAUUCCGCAGGAACCUCUGAUUCCAGAUAUUGACCAGGACCCUGCUCAGGACCCCAACAACCAGGGAGAGGAUGAGUUUGAGGAAGCUGAGCUGGAGAGGCCGGGCUUUGCAGCAAAGGCAACUGGGCUCGGUGCGCUGAAGGAUCAGCUGCUGCUGAAGGCCGGUGCCAAGAACGUCGAUGCAGCAAGUAGAGAAGGAGAUAAUGCAAUGGACGAAUACCAAGAAGACCAGGAGGCAGAAAAUGAGGAUAUCGGAGCCGAGAUGGAUGAUGAAGAUCCUGACGCAGCUCGCAAAGAUAACAUUGAAGAAGACGCCAGAAUUCAAGACGAUGAAGCCAACAAGGAAGAAGAAUAUUGAAUCCAGAUAUCGAUGGAGCACUGUGGUAUGAUAUGGAGCAGUUUCUCAUUCCCAAAAUGAGGAGACGGGGAGCUGAGUUAUGGAAUGAGAGCAGAUCCUAUCCUAGUGGAAUUCUCUGAACUGCAAGACCGAGGCAGACGCUGAUAUCUGAACGUUAGAUUUUCCAUUUGACCUUCUACAAACAACUUGAUCCCAACAAGUUUGUUUCAAAGCAGAAUUUAAGUAUCGACUGAUGCUUGGCUUUGUCUAAAUGUAUUAUUUGUCCAAAGGUAAUGGACUGUGGUAAUAUUCAGCUCCAGGGGAAUUUGAAGCUGGUCAGGAGGAAGCAGAAACAUUCCAUUAAUGGUCCCACUUUGAAUGAACCAGAAAGGACACCUAAACUGCUGGUUCAAUGGGAUAAAAGGGCAUUGAAGUGAUAAAUAGUGUAAAAUAAAUUGCGUCCAUUUUGCCUUGUGCACUAGAGCGCAUAUUGGAUUUUUUUUACAGCAUGAUUUCUGGAAAAUAUAUAUUUUUCACAUGUCAGCAAUCUGAUAUUGAAAAUGAGGAAUCCCGUUGAAUCUAUAAAGAAUGAUCAUUGACUGGAGAUGGUGGAGAAGAGCAAAGCCUUGGAGGCUGUUAUACAAUACAGACUGACUCUUUCUCACAUGCUGAAUUUAUUCUUUGCUUUUUUACAGUGUAGUGUUCAAAGUAAAUUUAUUAUCAAAGUAUAUAUAUGUCACCAUAAACAACCCUGAGAUAUGUUUUCUUGCGGGCAUACUCAGUAAAUUCAAGGACCAUAAUAGAAUCAAUGAAAGACCGCACCCAACAGGAUGAACAAUCAAUGUGCAAAAGACAAAAUACUGUUCAAAAUACAAAAGAGAAAAUAAUAAUAAUGAGCAAUAAAUAUCGAGAACAUGAGAUGAAGAGUUCUUGGAAGUGAGUUCAUAAAUUGUGGGAACUGUUCAGUGCUGGGGCAGGUGCAGUUGAGUCAAGUUACCUCCUCUGGAUCAAGAGUCUGGUGGUUGAGGGUUAAUAACUGUUCCAGAGCCUGGUGGUGUGAGUCCUCGCGCUCCUGUAUCUUCUUCCUGAUGGCAGCAGUGAGAAGAGAGCAUGUCCUGUGUGGUGGGGGUCCCCGAAGGUGGACCCUGCUUUCCCGUGACAGCACUCCAUGUAGGUGUGCUUAAUGGUGGUGGGGGGCUUUUACCCCUGAUGUACUGGGCGGCAUUAGUGUUUCCAUACCAGGCCGUGAUACAACCAGUCACUAUACUCUCCAUCACACAUCUGUAGAAAUUUCAGCUUUAGGUGUCAUGCCAAAUAUCCGCAAACUCCUCAGGAAGUAGAGGCACUGCCAUUCUACCUUCUUCAUUACACUUGCAGGACCUCCAAAAUGAUAACACUGGGGAAUUUAAAGUUGCUGAUAUUCUGCACCUCUGAUCCCCAUAUGAGAACUGCCUUGUGGACCUCUGGUUUCCUCUUCCUAAAAUCAAUAAUCAGCCCCUUGGUCUUGCUAACAUUGAGAAAGAGGUUGUUGUGACACCACUCAGCCAGAUUUUCAAUCUCCCUCCUCUAUGCUGAUUCGUCACCACCGUUGAUUCGGCCAACGACAGCGGUGUCAUCAGCAAACCUGAAUUUGGCAUUGGAGCUGUGCUUCGCCACACAGUCAUAGUGAGUAGAGCAGGGGGCCUAAGCACAAAGCCUUGUGCCGAUGGAGAUGUUGCCAAUCUGAACUGGGGUCUGCAAGUGAGGAGAUCGAGGAUCCAAUUGCACAAGGAGGUAUUGAGGCCCAGGUUUUGAGGUUUACUGAUUUGGGAGGAUGAUAGUAUAGAAUGCUGAGCUGUAGUCGGUAAAGAGCAUCCUGAUGUAUACAUCUUUGCUGAACUGAUGUACCAGGGUUGAGUGAAGAGCCAAUGGAGAUGCAUCUGCUGUGGAUCUGUUGUGCCAGGAGGCAAACUGGAGUGGAUCCAAGUUGUGUCUCAGGCAGGAGUUGAUUUUCUUCAUCACCACCCUGUCACUGUGGAUGUAAGUGCUGCUGGAGAGCAGCCACUGAGGCAGCUCACCACAUAGUACGUUUAGCUGUGUCAUCUGGGUCAUCUGUGUCUAUUUUGAGGAGAAGUUACAAUAACCGGCCACCACUUUUUUUUCCGUUUUCUGUUCUGUAACCCCAGGUUUUGGAUCAUCGAAUAACUGGUUCUGCUUGCAUCACUAUCACUUCAACUGAUCGAUACCUCCAGCUCCAUGUGGACUGAAGCCAAAACAGCGGCCACCCUCAGCGGCUGCCUGGUGAUUUCGGCAGUCCAGCAGAGCUGGUCAGCAGUGCUGACUCAUCUCUCUGAUGUAGCUGAAGGGCACGGUGGGUUCUGCCACACCCCUCUAGAUGGAUCUGUUUACCCAUCUCUUCAAUCCAAUGAGAUAUUCAUCAAUAAGGCCAUGUUUCAGUCUGCUUCCAUACCAAGACUGGGCACGUGGCCAAGUGGUUAAGGCGUUCGUCUGGUGAUCUGAAGGUCGCCAGUUCAAGCCUCAGCUGUGGCAGUGUGUUUGUGCCCUUGAGCAAGGCACUUAAUCACACAUUGCUCUAGUCUGUGUGAGGAGUGGCGCCCCACACAGACUUCCAAUCUGUGCCUUGUAAGGCAUGAAAAUGCCUGACGCAGGCCUCCUAAGGUCUGAGUCGAUGUUCCCUCCCUCCCCCUCCACACUAAGUGUUUUAACUGAAACAUUUUAGUGUUUUUCUUUCUAUAAUGUUUAAUCUUGUAUGCAUCAUCUCCCAAGUGAUGUGGAGCAAGAGUGUUAAAAGCCCGAUACAGGUUACAGCAAGAUCCCAUUCCCGUGAACGGUUCAUAACACAGACAGUUCACAAGCCAGAAAUACGACCACGAGCCAAGUACCCACAGGGCAGAGGAUGCCUGCAACUCCACAACGGCAGCGAGGGCAGCAUGUGAGGGAAACGGCUGGCGUAACACUCUUACGGUGUCAGCAAGCUGGCUUCAACUCCGCCGCUGCCUGCAGGAAGAAGUUUGUACGUUCUCUCUCUGAUCGCCGUGGGUCUCCCCCGGGUGCCCGGAUUUCCUCCCACCUUCCAAAGACGUACGUGUUAAAUGGUCACAUGGGUGCAACUGGGAGGCACAGACUCGUUGGGCCGGAAGGGCCUGUUACUGUACUGUACCCCUAAAUAAAUUAGUAAUUGGUUCGUAUGUACGGUCUGUAAGUCUUGUGUUCUUAAGCUGAAGCUGACCUGUAAUACGUUAACUUCUGUAGAUCUGUAAGGU
Molecule: messenger RNA, 5467 nt
Organism: Mobula hypostoma (lesser devil ray)
Lineage: Eukaryota; Metazoa; Chordata; Chondrichthyes; Myliobatiformes; Myliobatidae
Product: Golgi integral membrane protein 4-like
Exons: 14
Coding region: 441-2225 (594 amino acids)
Cellular component (GO): Golgi apparatus; Golgi membrane
Source: RefSeq, a predicted model, not a curated record